Molecule: messenger RNA, 723 nt
Organism: Aspergillus oryzae RIB40
Lineage: Eukaryota; Fungi; Ascomycota; Eurotiomycetes; Eurotiales; Aspergillaceae
Product: Stk19 family serine/threonine-protein kinase
Exons: 3
Coding region: 1-723 (240 amino acids)
Biological process (GO): protein phosphorylation; positive regulation of Ras protein signal transduction
Molecular function (GO): protein serine/threonine kinase activity
Source: RefSeq, a predicted model, not a curated record
AUGCCCUUGCGCAUCACCUCUGCUCCUGUUUCUGGGGUCAAGAAAAGUAAGAAACCAUCCAAUACAGCGUUCCGCUCCUCUCCAUUUGCUAGUCAUGCUCGUCGUAAAGCUACCGCACAAUCAUUUACCGAUGUCAAACCCAAUGACCCCAGUGGCGGAUUUGAGGAAGAGUAUGGCCAAGGGCCACUUCCGGAUAUUGGAAUGUCACGAUACAUCCCAGAGACUACUCCGGUCGAGGAUGUUAUUCAGGCAAUAUGUCACAUCAAGGAUAAUGUUUUUGAGGACCUUCCCGCUCGAACAGGCAUGAACAGCACCCGUGUCGCCGAGUUAUUGAAUCAUCGUCGGUCACUGCCACCCCUCGCCUCGGUAGCCCACGUCCAUACGUUACUGGAUGCACCAACGAAGGUGGAGAGAGAUAUAAUGGACUUUGUAAAUUCUGGUCGAAUCCGCCGAUUAAUUGUUCCGGGCAGAGGAAAUGACGCUGCUGGGUUAGGGGAUUGCUUAGUUCUCUCUGAGGACUGGGAAAGGCUUGUGCGAGACAGUUCUAUAGGUUCCCAUUUGAAAGACAAGUUUUUGGACGUGCUCAGUCGACCCGGUAUUAUAGUGUAUGGCGCUCGUCCGUGCUGGCUUUCUGGUCUCGUCGUCUUCGGCCAAUGGAUCUCCCGGCAUAAUAUCGCUUCCGACCUUCCCACCCACACCUUCAUCCGGAAACUCGGCCAGUAG